This is a messenger RNA of Symbiodinium natans, 1020 nucleotides long. Lineage: Eukaryota; Dinophyceae; Suessiales; Symbiodiniaceae. The record is from the annotation of a GenBank genome assembly.
AUGUUGCUGAUCCGGGCGCACCUCGCCAGCGUCGGCCUGCCCAUUCUCGGGGACGACGUGUACGGGCAGCCUGAGCUCUACACCUUCUGCCCACGGCUCUUUCUCCACUGCCGGCGCUUGGAACUCCUUGCCUUGAAUGGGCAGGAGCUGAGCUUGGAAGCCCCGUUGCCAGCAGACCUGCAUGAUGUCCUCGACAGCUUGGUUUUCCCCGGUCGGCGAGGGCUUCCGUGCACGCUGUCGGCAGUGGCAGUCUCAGAGGCAAAGACCAUCGCGGCGUGGUUCCCUUCGCUCAUCAAUUGUGCCACGGUUGACUGGUAUGAUCCAUGGCCUGAGGACGCAUUGAUUUCCGUCGCAGAGAGGUAUUACGUUCAGGCCCCCAAAGAGCUCGAGCUCGAUGCCAGCAUCGCCGCACUGUCGAAGAUAUCUUGUGUCAUCCAUGCCUCGGCCUCGGAGGCAGCAGACAAGUUCUUUGAUGAGCUCCGCCGGAAGACGUACAUGACGCCAACUUCAUAUCUGGAGCUCAUCAAGUUGUUCACAGACUUGCUUGGGAUGAAGAAAGGUGAGCUGGACACAAAGCUGAACCGCUAUCGAGUGGGUGCUCAGCGUCUGAAGGAGACCGAAUCUGUUGUGGACAAGCUGAAGGUGGACCUCACAAAGAUGCAGCCUGUCAUUGAGCAAGGCAAGAAGGACACCGAGAAGCUCAUCGUGCAGGUGGACAAAGAAGAGGCAGUUGCCAAGGAAGCACAGGCAGCAUGUGAAGUCGACGAAAAGGAAGCCGGAGAGGCUGCAGCCACAGCAAACGCGAUCAAGACGGAGUGCCAGAGGGAGCUGGACGAGGCCCUUCCUGAGUACUAUGAUGCCAUCAAAGCCUUGGAUUCCUUGGACAAGAAGGACAUUCAGGAGGUGAAGUCGUUUGCCAAACCUCCGGCCUUGGUCGAGGUGGUCCUCAGCGCAGUCUGCCUGCUUAUGAACAAGAAGGAGACUUGGGAUGAGGCAGAGGGGCCUCCAUCCUCCCUCUAG